This is a messenger RNA of Gamsiella multidivaricata, 2032 nucleotides long. RefSeq lists its product as uncharacterized. The record is from RefSeq and is a predicted model, not a curated record. NCBI's taxonomy places the organism in Eukaryota, Fungi, Mortierellomycota, Mortierellomycetes, Mortierellales, Mortierellaceae. The transcript is spliced from 2 exons. Bases 258 to 1976 code for a protein of 572 amino acids.
GGGGAACAAACAGCCCGGCCACUCACUCACUCUCUCUCACUCUCUCUCUCUCUCACUCGACUCGACUCGACUCGACUCGCUUUUGUUGUUCCUUCCUCCGGCUCCAUUACAUUCUCGACUGUUGCCAACCCUCACCCAUUCCUUCCCUCCGCCCUAAUUGAUACCCUCCUUUCCCCACCUCACCCCUCUCUGAGACAGCCUUCCCAAGCCAAGACCCCACUAACACACCUACUCCCCUCCUCCUCUACGAUAACAACAUGGGCUCACAGGCUGGAGUAUACGUUGGCAUUGUCGCCGGAGUGCUUCUCCUGCUCGGCACCUGCGUCGGGAUCCUCUACGGCAAGCACCGCAGGGACAUGAAGGAGGUCCGGGUACAAGAGCAAGUGAUUCACCAACGGAUGCAGCAAGUCGUCGAUAGCAACCUGCCUCCGUUCUAUGUGGACCAUGCGCUGGACCCCGUCUGCAUCUACGAGCAUGAGCUGCCCCCGGAUGUCGUCCCACCCGUGCGGCCGAUCCUUGUUCACUCGCCCUCCGAGGACAGCGGUCACCAUUACAUCUCCCCGGACGAGGACCCACUCGUGCCCUCCUCUCCGCAUCACCAACGCACCUAUUCCUCCUUCCCAUUCCCUAUCACAGCCUCUGUAGAAAACCCCACCGAGAACACCGAGACAUCUUCAGCAGGGAUCAGUACCGAACGGGCAUCAUCACUAGCAUCAGGACCACAGGAAGAACCAUUGGCGACUCAACUGAGCUUUCAAACAUCACCAGGUCUACCCAGUCCUGCAGUACUCGCCUCGUCCUCUCAUUCGAUCACGCCCUCCUCGAUCAGGACGGCGCCCUCACCUCGGAUUCUCGACCAGGAGACCCUGAACCUCGCCCGACUGCCGGCUCCGCCCUCGUACGACGUCCCCAACAGAGUUGUUGAUCGAUCGCCGCUCACACAUCCUCGUUACAGCCAUCAUCACUCUCACUCUGCAUCGGAUGCUCAGACGAUGAUGCUUUCGCCCAUGUCGGCAGCGGGGCGGGGCGCUCCGGACGAUUACUUUGGACACCAUGUCCGCACACGCGCCCAUACGAUCUCCUCGAGUCAACCGUACCAGCCUCACGGGGCCCAAGUUGGAGGAGAAGGAGAGUUGCCGCCGACACCACGGUACUCGCUCGAGUUCUCCCCGGAUAUCCCGCAUCAGCUUCAUCUGGAGGAACAUCAACGCGGUCGAGCGCUCUACGCUGCUUCGUUAUCGUCCAUGUCACAUUCUCGGCUCUCAUUGCAGGAUCCAGAAACAGCACGGAUACAGGUGCAGGCGCAAUACGAAGCGAUACGGUUACAAGACCGAUCGCACUCCCAGCCAUCGUAUCACACACCCACGUUUGUAUCCCAGGACGGCGCGAGUAGCAGCAGUAUUAUGGAAGAAGGCCGUCAGGGACAAGGACAGAGACAGAGACAGAGGCGUCCGGGUGUGAGGACCAGGGCGUCGACAUUUGGAGAGUCCUCCAAGUUGUUGAUCCAGAGGAUGCAGGUCGCGCUGUUGAGGAAGAAUGUCGUCCAGCAACAGCAACAGCAGCAGCAACAGGAUCUGAGAGUGAGCGGUGAAGAGAGCAGCAGCAACAGUCGAGCGGAGGGAUCUGGACAGGUUGUGAACCUUCAGCAACAGCUCGAAUUGUUGGAACGUAGUCGUCUCGGAGGUGUGGGUCUGGGGAUUCAUCAAGCGCCGGAGCAGCAGCAGGAACCAGAAGAGACGGGUGACGAUACGAGCGAAGAGGCCGAGACUGAGAAUUCCGGAAUUGUCAUAGUGGUGGAGGGACCAGAGUCCCCGGAGGAGCAAGCGGAGGAUGGCGCUAUGUGGACAGAGCGGCAGCACAUAGAACCCACCAUGCCUCAGAGCGACGCGUCCACGCACAUGGUGUCGACAACAACAACGGGGAUCUUGGGGUCCAUGCCCAUGGACUCUGUUUCCGUUCCUGUUGCAGUUUCAUAGCUACCAUACAUCUUUAGAAUUACACAUGUGUUAUAUACCAUCAAAGAGAAACGCUU